Notodromas monacha is the source of this 2253-nucleotide messenger RNA. Lineage: Eukaryota; Metazoa; Arthropoda; Ostracoda; Podocopida; Cyprididae. The record is from the annotation of a GenBank genome assembly.
UUUUUUGCAUCCUAUGGAAAAGUGUUUGCAGAAGAGAGUCGGGAAUGUCGGUGAUGAUCAGUCAAUGCGUGACGUGUGUCUCGUGAUCUGAUGGAUGCCCGUGUUCCGCGUCGUGACGACAGGAACGGCAGAAUGGAUGUGAAGCGGGUGAAAGGAGAGGGCGGCAAGAUGCCCGAUUCCAAGAGCUUUCCGACGUCGCGCACAUCCAGCGUCCCGCUCCGCCACUGGGCCGACUCGAACGCGAAACCCAAGAACGAGCUCUGCUACGUGGGCAACGUGGUGAAGCCGUUCCAACUGCCCAUGGUCGGCUCUUCCCGCGAAUUCUCCGUCCUCGACGAAGUCCGUGACGAAGACGUCUCCAAGCUCAGUUCCAAGGACUCUUCUUCCGGCUCGUCGUCGAGUUCUUCGACGUCCUCGGACUCCUCGUCGUCGUCGAGCAACGAGUCGUCGUCCGACUCGGACUCCGACGACGAGGACGAGUCCGUCGAAACCUGGCCCGUCAAAGAGGAAGAGGAGGAGGACGAAGAAGAGGAAGACAAGGAUCCUGAACCGGUGGUGAACGACGUCGUCGUAGGCCGUGCCUCUGCCACCACAAUCACCACCGCCGCCAGCAUCCCAGUGAAACACGAAAAAACCCGCGGGCCGCUCGGUGAAGUGCUCAACUACGCUGAAAAGUAUUCGUUGCUCGAGAAGGGCCAGAACGAAUUCGAGUUCCUGCCCUCUGGCUGGAUCAAGCUGAACCAUUCCUCGGGGCUGCCGGUGUUUUUGCAUCAGGAAUCUCGCGUUUGCACCUGGUCCCAGCCGUAUUUCAUUGGCAACGGCAGCGUGAGGCGACACGAGGUUCCUCUCAGCUCCAUUCCUUGCUUCAAGUACCUGCGGGAACAGGAGAAGGAGCAGUUUCGUGUGCCUCCGGGGAUCAUUGAUCUCACUGAUAAGAAGGUGCAUGCGGUCGAGCCAAAGGUCGAAGAGCCAGUCGUCGACGAGGUGUCGCCGCUUGUUGCUGUUGCUGCUCCCCUCUGCCCGGCCCAUGCCGCCGAGCCGGAACGAGAAGACGGCGAGGUAAUCGAUGACGUGCCUGAAGCUGCGGAAGCCUCGGAACCCGUGAGCAUCGCUGCGAGUCAUGCGGAACCCGGGAACCGAAUCGUGAUCCAGAACGCGCAGCUCAUCACGGCGGCCGAGUGCGAAAAGUCGGAGCUGCUGGGUGCCGAGGCCAUUCGCGAGUACGCCACUCGUCGGUUCACGCUCCACAAACGGUCGAUUGCCGUGUUCGAUUCCUGGCGGUCCCGGCGGGUGUACAAGAAGGUGAACAAUCGGACGUUGAACGGGCCGGAGGUGCCCAAGGACGCCAAGCUGAUCACGCUGCCGAUCCUGACGCCGGGCCUGGCCAAGAACGGCGACGGCAAAACGGGCCAGCGGAGACACCGCAUCUUCAACCCGGCCGGCAAGUCGUAUGUGUCCAUUUUGCACGAGGUGCUGUUUUUCAGCCAACAGAGUUACCCCGAGUACAAGUACCUGGAGUUGACGGACGCCGCGUCUCCGUAUGCCGCCACUGUCAUGAUCCAGGGUGUCGAGUACGGGACGGGUUACGGGUCCAGCAAGCGACUGGCCAAGGUGAACGCGGCCAAGGCGACCUUGGGGAUCCUCUUGCCGGACUGCAAGAAGGAGCUCAAGAUCGACGACGAGCCGGGCAAGUCGGAAGACGGCAGCGAGACGGUCAAGGACGACGACGCGACGGACGCCUCGGGCAAGAACUUCUUUGACUCGGUGGACAUUGAGGACUCGCGCGUGGCCAAGAUGUCCAACACGUUGGGCAAGCCGCCGCCGUUUCAGAUCCUGACGACGUGCAUCCAGCGGAACCACGGCCUAGGCGCCUUCAACGUGGAGACGAAGCUGGACAAGCAGCCGAACCGGAAGCUUAUUGAGUUCACCAUGAAGGUGGCGAAUCACGAAGUGACGGUCAAGUGCAAGAACAAGCGCGAGGGGAAGCAAGUGGCGUCGCAGAUGAUACUCAAGAAGCUGCAUCCCUUGUUGGGCUCGUGGGGGGCGUUGUUGAGGCUGUACGGGGUGUCGCCGUCGGAGGCGGCGCAGCGAAAGCACAAGCUGGCCCAGGAAGUGACCAAGUUGCAGCAGAAGCAGGCGGGACAGGCCAAAGGCCGGUCGAUGAACUUGGCGUUGCUGAAGAAGCUGCGAGAGGAGAUGGCGAAGCUGAAGGACUCGCGUUCCACGCUGGAGCCGAUCGGACGAAUCGGGUGA